This is a messenger RNA of Didymosphaeria variabile, 807 nucleotides long. RefSeq lists its product as uncharacterized. Lineage: Eukaryota; Fungi; Ascomycota; Dothideomycetes; Pleosporales; Didymosphaeriaceae. The transcript has 3 exons. The coding region runs from base 1 to 807 and encodes 268 amino acids. Gene Ontology annotation, cellular component: mitochondrial large ribosomal subunit. The record is from RefSeq and is a predicted model, not a curated record. Gene Ontology annotation, biological process: mitochondrial translation; RNA processing. Gene Ontology annotation, molecular function: ribonuclease III activity; structural constituent of ribosome.
AUGGCAUCCCAUCGGCCCCUCCGAAGCUUGUUCUCGACGGCAUCGUCCGCCGUCAACCCCGCGCAACCCGCCCAGCGAGCCCUCGUGCGGACCUCCGCAUGCGCAUUCUCGACGACAGUACCCUCACGGAGCUCUGAAUAUGACAUAGAAGCUGCCGACCGGCCACGAUGGCAACAGACACCGCCCCGCAUGAUGGCUCCUUUCCGCGUGCGACCGAAACCGCGAGGCCCAGAAUUCAAGGUCAACGACGAUCCCCGGAGGCUAGACGAUGCCUACUCUCGCAUGCUGGGGCCUGGUGGCGACAAGGUGCUGUCUGACGAGGUGAAAUGGCUGGCCGUCACGCAUAAGAGCUUCGAUCACGGCCGAAGAGGAUUCAAUGACCGGCUCGCGUUUUUGGGACGGCGAAUAGUCUCGCUGCAGACGUCCCAGGCGCUCCUCAAUGCACCCCAGGUUGAAUCGUGGCCAAGGAAGAGCGACGGCACUCCUCUCACAGACCGCUUCGGCCGCAUUCCAUACAUUCAUCCCGCGCUCAACGGUCUGCCUGGCCUCACAGGCGACGCAAAGGGUCGCGUGCUAGACAAGUCGCGGUUAGCAGGCCUCGCAGAGCGUUAUGGCUUGGACAAAGUCACGCGGUGGACACCGAAACGUGCGGAUAAUCUCCAAGGCUCUGGUCUAGAAUCAGUCCUCACCACCUCGUUAUACGCCAUCAUUGGCGCACUUGCCCUCGAACGGGGAGGUGAAGUUGCGAACAAAGUCACCCAAGACAAAAUCCUGGCACCCCUCGGGUUUACCUUUACCGCCGACUAA